This is a messenger RNA of Mustela lutreola (European mink), 1417 nucleotides long. RefSeq names its product PDZ and LIM domain 1 (gene PDLIM1). The record is from RefSeq and is a predicted model, not a curated record. Bases 115 to 1104 code for a protein of 329 amino acids. Gene Ontology annotation, biological process: heart development; muscle structure development; actin cytoskeleton organization. Gene Ontology annotation, cellular component: filamentous actin; adherens junction; Z disc. Gene Ontology annotation, molecular function: muscle alpha-actinin binding; actin binding. The transcript has 7 exons. Lineage: Eukaryota; Metazoa; Chordata; Mammalia; Carnivora; Mustelidae.
CCUCCCGCCAGCCCCAGGCUCCCCGGGCCCGCGCCGCGCGCUCUUUCUCCAACAGCGGCGGGGGAGCCCAGCGCACCGCGUUCUGCUCCGUCUGUCUCUGCGGGUCGCUUCGCCAUGACCACCCAGCAGAUAGUCCUUCAGGGCCCGGGACCGUGGGGCUUCCGCCUCGUGGGGGGCAAGGACUUCGAGCAACCCCUGGCCAUUUCCCGGGUCACUCCCGGAAGCAAGGCUGCGAUAGCUAACUUAUGCAUCGGAGAUGUGAUCACAGCCAUCGAUGGGGAAAAUACCAGCAGCAUGACACACUUGGAAGCUCAGAACAAAAUCAAGGGCUGCACAGACAACAUGACUCUCACAGUCACCAGAUCAGAACAAAAGAUCUGGUCCCCGCUGGUGACCGAGGAAGGGAAGCGUCAUCCGUACAAGAUGAAUUUAGCCUCUGAACCCCAAGAGGUACUGCACAUAGGGAGUGCCCACAACCGGAGUGCCAUGCCCUUCACUGCCUCACCGGCCUCCAGCUCUGCUCCCAGGGUCAUCACAAACCAGUACAACAACCCGGCUGGCCUCUAUUCCUCUGAAAACAUAACCAACUUCAACAAUGCCUUGGAGUCCAAGACAGCAGCGGGCGGGCAGGAGACGAACGGGAGAGCCUUAGACCAUUCUCAGCUUCCAAGCGGACUCGUCAUCGACAAAGAAUCUGAAGUUUACAAGAUGCUUCAAGAGAAACAGGAGCUAAAUGAGCCCCCCAAGCAGUCCACUUCAUUCCUGGUUUUGCAGGAAAUCCUAGAGUCUGAGGAGAAAGGGGAUCCCAGCAAGCCCUCAGGUUUCAGAAGCGUCAAGGCACCAGUCACCAAAGUGGCAGCGUCGAUUGGAAAUGCCCAGAAGUUGCCCAUGUGUGACAAAUGUGGCACCGGUAUUGUCGGCGUGUUCGUGAAGCUGCGAGACCGCCACCGUCACCCUGAGUGUUACGUGUGCGCUGACUGUGGCACCAACCUGAAACAGAAGGGCCACUUCUUCGUGGAGGACCAAAUCUACUGUGAAAAGCACGCCCGGGAGCGAGUCACACCCCCUGAGGGCUACGACGUGGUCACUGUGUUCCCCAAGUGACCCAGCAGGUCUCCUCCUCUCUGUGCUCUGGCCCUCUCCUCUCCUGAAGGUUCCCGCUGACUCUGGUUUUUAUCCCUGCUCUUUAAACACCACGUCUCCCCGCCUCUGCUAACUGACUCACUGGCUGCACGACGCCCGCUUUUACAUUAACGGAGGAUUGUUUCGUUCCGUGUCCCCUUGCCAGCGUCCCCGGGUCUUCUCUUUACCUCCGUUCGUCUCUGCUGCAGUUGGACAUCAGCCACAUUGGAACCAAGCCGAAUUGGAUAUUUCUGACACUGAGUUCAUGUCUACUCAAUAAAUUUAUAGACUCCAA